Molecule: messenger RNA, 2631 nt
Organism: Echinococcus granulosus
Lineage: Eukaryota; Metazoa; Platyhelminthes; Cestoda; Cyclophyllidea; Taeniidae
Product: cAMP-specific 3',5'-cyclic phosphodiesterase
Exons: 17
Coding region: 1-2631 (876 amino acids)
Biological process (GO): signal transduction
Cellular component (GO): nucleus; perinuclear region of cytoplasm; cytosol
Molecular function (GO): 3',5'-cyclic-AMP phosphodiesterase activity
Source: RefSeq, a predicted model, not a curated record
AUGCGCUUGCAUAGAGGAGGGCAGUCACCUGUCCACAAAAAACUUUCCUCCGGCACAGAAACAGAUAAGUGGAGAGGCGGAUACAGUGAUCAGGUUGCCUGUCUUUGCGUUGGUAUUGCUGGAUUUGAUGGUUGUGGUUGCAGCAUUCCCGAUUCGGAACCUCUCAUGCUGAAGAGCCACGGCGAAUCCCAUGUCCCGGUGAACGACCCUCCCAACAGCCUGGCUGUGGAGACCUUGGAGGAAUUAGAAUGGUGUCUGGAACGGCUAGAGAGCAUUCAGACCCACCGAUCUGUCAGUGAUAUGGCCUCCAGUAAGUUCAAAAAGAUGCUGAACAAGGAGCUCAGUCAAGUGUAUGACGGAGAUAAGCUCAGCUCCCAAAUCACCGAGUACAUAUGUUCCACUUUUCUGGAUCAGGACGAACAAACCGCCGACAAUCAGUUGCCCGGUAGUAGCGGCAAUGGCGGUGGCGCCAAUGGGGAGGAUGAUAAUGAGCCUGUCGCUGCUUCUUCUGCUUUAGUGGCAGCGGUAGCAGCAGCUGCCUCCGCUGCGGCAGCUGCUGCUGCCUCUAAGGCUGCAGAUACCGUCACUAGCAGCGGUGUUGGCGUUGUCGAUGUUGGUGUCGGUAUAACAGAACAGAAGACAAUCACUGCUGGAAGUAGUGCAGAUUUCCGGAAAAUGCAACAGGAAGGGCAACAGGGACCGCUUUUACCGUCAUCAGUGAUUGUUCGGUUGGAUCGCAAUGCGGCGCAGAAGUUGGCUGCCGUCGCUGCAGCUUCCGAGAAGCGUCCCAGUGAGGUUUUGCUCGGUCCUGGUCGACUGACCGACUCACAUCGAUCCUCUGCUGCCUCCGUCUCCUCCCCUUUCGUGCCGAGUAUAUUGGGUGUCAAUGGCGGCGUGACAGGACUUGGUGUGGAUCCUAAGAAGGUGGCUCAAUUUGAGGAUCUGCCAGAGCCCCCACCUCCCUACGGCGUCAUUUCUGAGCAUUCAGAGGAAAUUACCGAGAUCAGGUCUGUCUCCCACGUGAAGUGUGACUUCAUCCUAAGCGCAAACGGCGGUGUACUUUUCGGUACGGCCCUAUUUGCGCCAUCACUAGCCCGCUGCUCUGCAUUAGGUGGAGAGAAAAGGGAGAGUAUGCCGGAAGGGGAAGAGAAGGAGGAGGAAGAGAUAGAGGAGGAAGGGGAGAAGGUGUACUUUCUCCUGGAAGGUAGUCUCGAUCAGUGGGGCAUGGAUAUCUUUAAACUGGCCGAGUGUACCCCUAAUCCCCUAACCUGCGUCACUUACACAAUCCUCAAGCGACGCGGGUUAAUAAAUAAAUUCAAAAUUCCCCACUGGAACCUCCUGCGAUAUCUACGAUCAGUGGAGUCGCAUUACAACGCCUACACCCCCUAUCACAACAAAAUUCACGCUGCCGAUGUCGUUCAAUCCGUCCAUGUGCUUCUGCAGGCUCCCGCUCUUAACCUCGAGUUCACUAACUCUCGUGCAUGCAUUUAUGCAUCAGAAGCAGCAACUGAAGCAGAAGAGGCAUCAAUGGCCGCAGCGCUACAUGCUAGCAGUCAUCACAACAGGGCGACUAAAAGUGUCUGCUUCGCGCUGACGACGAAGGAUGACGGCUACGACUACUGCAGCGAGGCCGAAGACAACAACGCCUGCAGGCACACGGGGACUACGGAGGUGGAGAUUCUAUCGACGAUUCAAGUAAACAGGAGGAUGACAGCUGAAGAAAUUUCAGACAUACACUUAAUUUUCCCUUGUCUUGCCUCUCAUGAAGGCUUUGAUCUUAGCCGUGUGUGUCGGGCGGUGCCUGAGCAACUGCUGUCGGAGGAGUAUUGUUGCAAUCGCUUAGACUCCGUUUUUACUGACCUCGAGUUGGCCGCAGUGAUCAUUGCCUGUGCCGUCCAUGACGUGAAUCAUCCCGGUGUCACCAACCAAUACCUUAUCAAUACGAAUGAUGCACUGGCGAUACUGUACAAUGAUGCCUCGGUGCUGGAAAACUAUCAUUUGGCAGUGGCCUUCAAUUUGCUCACCUUUCCCGGUUGCGAUAUUCUCGUGAAUCUCACCCGAAAGCAACGCCUCACCUUCCGGCGCAUGGUCAUUGAUAUGGUGCUCUGCACGGAUAUGUCGAAACACAUGUCCCUUCUUGCCGACCUUAAGACCAUGGUGGAAACCAAGAAGGUGGCCGGUUCAGGCAUCCUCAACCUCGACAACUAUACAGACCGCAUGCAGAUCCUACAGAAUAUGGUGCACUGCGCGGAUCUGUCUAACACAGCGAAGCCGUUGGAUCUUUACACCAAGUGGAUGCACCGUCUCAUGGAUGAGUUCUUCCUCCAAGGUGACCGAGAACGCGCCGCCGGUCUCGACAUCAGCCCCAUGUGUGAUCGUGAAACUGCCACUAUUGAAAAAUCUCAGGUCAGUUUCAUCGAUUUCAUCUCACACCCUCUGUGGGAGAUGUGGUCCGAUUUGGUGCAUCCUGCAGCACAGGACAUUCUUGAGUUGUUGGAGUACAAUCGCAAUUGGUACUUCAAUCUCAUCCACGCUGACGACCAUCAUCAACAACAGACGUCACAACAACAGGCACAGUCGAAGGAGACGGAAGAUUUCACUACCGCCACGACAUCCACCACCACUGCCUGA